Pungitius pungitius (ninespine stickleback) is the source of this 7330-nucleotide messenger RNA. RefSeq names its product fragile X messenger ribonucleoprotein 1 (gene fmr1). NCBI's taxonomy places the organism in Eukaryota, Metazoa, Chordata, Actinopteri, Perciformes, Gasterosteidae. Gene Ontology annotation, biological process: positive regulation of protein phosphorylation; positive regulation of translation; regulation of filopodium assembly. The transcript is spliced from 15 exons. The record is from RefSeq and is a predicted model, not a curated record. Gene Ontology annotation, cellular component: dendritic spine; axon; dendritic spine neck. Gene Ontology annotation, molecular function: protein homodimerization activity; mRNA 3'-UTR binding; translation regulator activity. Bases 541 to 2376 code for a protein of 611 amino acids.
CCAUUAAACGUCUUUUCAACUAAACAAUGCUCGCCGGGAACGGUCAUUUUUAUUUAGAGGAAUUGCCCUGCUAGUAAAAACAGACAUUACUAUGUUUUACCUAUGGAGAGCAGCAAUAGCUUUCGAUGAGUGUAACCAGCCUCCGAUUUCAGUCGAGGAAGAACGCGGAAACGUCACAUGGAAGAGAAUCAACCAGCAGUAGCUGCUACACCACUAAUCACACUACAUUAACAUAACUAGCCGGAACAUGCUAACGGAGCCUGCUGCGGGAAUUCGCAUUUGAUCUAUCGCGCGGACAGAAUUGCCGAUCCGCAAGAAACCAACGCAAGAUUUAUAGACGGUGCAAGACGAGAGACGACGUUACGGCCACACUUGGUUAUCGUGGCUUCUCCUGGCAUCCAUCGGACAGGCUAGUUUGGCUAGCUACCGAAGCCCAACGAUAGCGAACUCUGACUUGGCUAGCGUCAGGCUAGCUAGCCAGCUAGCUAGCUAGCUAGCUAGCUACUAACCCCGCUAACGGUGGCUGUGUUAGCUUGCGUUAUGGAUGAACUGGUCGUGGAAGUGAGGGGCACGAGUGGGGCCUUUUAUAAGGCCUUCGUGAAGGAUGUUCACGAAGGAGCGGUCACCGUGGCUUUUGAAAACAAUUGGCAGCCGGAGCGACAAAUCACGUUUCAGGAUGUGCGCUUCCCUCCUCCAACGGGCUCGUGCAAGGAGAUCAACGAGAGCGACGAGGUGGAGGUGUACUCCAGGGCUAAUGACAAGGAGCCAUGUGGGUGGUGGCUGGCCAAGGUUCGCAUGGUCAAAGGAGAGUUUUACGUAAUAGAGUACGCUGCGUGUGACGCCACACUAAAUGAGAUAGUGACGCUGGAGCGGUUACGGCCCGUCAACCCCAACAAACCAGCCAGCAAAACCACCUUCAUCAAGAUCAGACUGGACGUACCCGACGAUCUACGGCAGAUGUGCUCCAAGGAAUCGGCACACAAAGACUUUAAAAAGGCUGUGGGAGCGUUCAACGUCACCUACGACUCCGAGAAAAAGCAGCUCGUCAUUUUGUCUGUGAAUGAGGUCACAACAAGGCGGGCCAACAUGAUGAGUGACAUGCACUUCAGGAGCCUUCGCACCAAACUGUCGCUCAUGCUGAGGAACGAAGAGGCCAACAGGCAACUGGAGAGUUCCAGGCAGCUGGCGUCACGUUUUCAUGAACAGUUUGCCGUCCGGGACGACCUAAUGGGUCUGGCCAUCGGGACCCACGGGGCCAACAUCCAGCAGGCCCGCAAAGUCCCUGGGGUCACCAACAUAGACCUGGACGAGGAGACGUGCACCUUUCACAUAUACGGAGAGGACCAGGACGCCGUGCGCGCAGCGAGAAGUUUCCUGGAAUUCUCUGAAGAUGUCAUCAAGGUUCCCCGGAACUUAGUAGGGAAGGUGAUCGGCAAAAAUGGUAAACUGAUCCAGGAGGUGGUGGAUAAGUCUGGGGUGGUUCGGGUUCGCAUCGAGCCGGAGAACGAAAAAAAGCCUGCAGCAGCAGUGGCGGCGGCGGCAGUAGACGAGGGAAUGGUGCCGUUUGUCUUUGUGGGGACCAAGGAAAGUAUCACCAACGCCACAGUGCUGCUGGACUAUCACCUCAACUACCUUAAGGAGGUGGAUCAGCUGCGCCUGGAGCGUCUCCAGAUCGACGAGCAGCUCCGGCAGAUCGGAGGGGGGGGCGGAGGAGGAGGAGCGGGAGGAGGCGGAGGGGGAGGAACAGGCCCGCGAACCCUCAAAGACAAAACCUACGUGUUUGAUAACGGCAUGGGGCUCGGGAUGGGGAGAGGAGGACCAGGAGGAGGGAAGCCCUACGGAGGAAGGGGAGGAAGAGGCGGCAGAGGGCAAAGAGGAGGAGGAGGAGGAGGUGCAGCUUUUGCCUCAGGUACCAACUCGGAGGCUUCCAACGCCUCAGAGACUGAGUCGGACCACAAAGAUGAGCUCAGCGACUGGUCACUGGCCCCCACCGAGGAGCUGCUGACUGGAGGCGGGACCCUGCCCAGACGGACAGACGGGAGGAGGAGACCAGGUGGAGGAGGGCCCAGGGGGCGAGGGGGGAGAGGGAGAGGAGGGGGAGGGUACAAAGGGGAAGACAUGCAGUGGUGCGAGCCGAGGCCUCGUCAUGUCAGAGACCCCAAGACGAGAGCGCCAGAAGACACUCUACAGAUCCGCGUGGACGGCAACAACGAGCGCAGCGUGCAGCACUCCUCGGGGGGGAGAGGAGGUGGAGGGCCUCUGUCUGCCCAAGGUGUCGAUGGCCCGCCUCGCCACCAGCAUCAGAGACCCCUCAGAGACCGAGGGAUGAAGAAGGACAACCAGGACGCUCCUCCGCUGGUCAACGGAGUGUCGUAGACGCACCACUGGUGGACCUUCUCACUUAGACACACACACACACACACACACACACACACACACAGGCAACUCGUCAUAAACCAUCGUAGAGUCUCUCUCGCUUUUUUUUUUCUUUCUGUCUUUUAUGAAACACGUGAUUACGCCCAUCUCAGCAGCGCGGAAAAGAGUUCACCGUAGUGAAGUGGUAGACCUGAGGCGAUCUGCUCACCUGCUCUUUCGAGGUCUCUUGAGGGUAAAGGUCGGGUUUGUCCCUGACUGCUCCAGGGUGUCCUGUUCUUUGUCAGAGGGACAAAAAAAAGAAACUGUACUUUUUGGACAAAAGUAAAAGAUGAGUGAUUUGACUCAUUUUGGAGAAGCACUGCAUCCAAACGACAUUGACAAAUCCUAAUAUACUUCUUUUAUUUUCAAAUCAACUGAAUCAGAUGUUCUUUUUUUUUUUGCCCCUGCCCAUGUUUGGAUUUCCCCAUACAAGAAAAAUCAAAUCAAGAAAAUACUUGAUUGACAAGGAAACAAAGAAUUCCAGCAGGAUGAAAACAUGUGGAAAGCACUUCGGCCUUGGCUGUGUGACCUUUUCUACUGCCACUGUUAGUUGUAAAGAUGACCUGUCGGCACACGUCACCAUUUCCCAUGGGUUGGGAAUUUAUUUUUGGUGGUCUGCAGCUCCAAAAUCCAUCAUCUGAGGAGUUUCCCAUGUUUUAAGGUAAAUUGCGAGCAGGUAUGCACAGGGCAACAAAAUGACUAACCAGUUAUUCUCCUAUCGUCUGUGUUUUUGUUGUCAAGACAAUUUAGAACAAACCUCCUGACAAAGCAUGAUCUCAACCACGUGUUAGACGUACCACUGGGGAAACAUAAAUCUGAGGCACUCAGAUGCAAAUGUAGUGUUUUUAAAAAAAGAAGAAGAAAAAAAAGCUUCUGACAGGAGCAAAGACGGUAACUCCAAAGAGUCUUCGACAGGGUACAAAAUGUCUUGCACUGCUGUUGUAUUUAAAACCAAUGACCUUUGACCUUGGACACCUGGCGAGGCCAACAAUGACAGGGAAUCCACAUUGCAAGCCUGACGUGGCCCGUGCGUAUGCUGUGGCGUUCUGUGUGGCACACGCCGUGCUCAGAACCACCAGCGACCGGUCAGGCCGUCUUCACCGGCCCAAAUGGUAUCAGAAAUUCUUUGUACAAAAAAAAGAAAAAAGUUUUUUAAGCAAACUGCAUGAUCAUCAAACGUUUUUUAAUCCCCCCCACACACGGUCUUACGUCCACAGUCGCUCCAAAAGAGUGAGCAAUCAAUUAGAUGUAAUGGCACUAGUAAGACUGGGGAGAUAUUUUAACAAAUUCCAGAAAUCUAAAUAUCAAGUAGCUACUGUAGUCUGAUUCUAAAUUCUGCAAUCAACGGGCAGAGCGGGUCCAAUCUGCAUAAUCCACAAAAUAAAACUGUAGAAGAAGCUGUGACUCACAACUUGAGAACCAUACCACAGUGAUGAAUUGAGGCGCCGUCUAUGCGUUCACUACAACAUUUCUGCACAGACUGAUGGGAGCCCUUCGGGCUAUUUCCCAGCGAGGGCUUAGGCCGGUAGCUUUUGUCUAGUUCCCCUCACUCACAUUUAACCAAGCACUCUUGGAUGGAUGCCCGUGAAAUAAUUCCAGUAACUCUUUUUGCUUUCGGACAAACCGUAUCAGGUUGCAGGGUUAAGGCGGCAACGUGGUGAAUGUAAAACUCGUGUCAGUUGAUCACAUGAGCUUUUCUUUAAUUUAUGAAAAUCUUUGUAUUUAACCUUUUUUGUUAUGCAGUUAGAAAAUCUGUUUGAAGUAUCACUGUAGAAGAAAUGUUUCAUUGAGUUAUACCUUGACAAAAUAAAAAAAAAUAAUAAAAUUGUUGUAAGUUUAAUUCUUCCUAGUUUUCCAACUUAUUCUUGGCCCGUCCCCGGCCACAUUGUUUUGUUUUUGUUUAAUUUAAUUCAGUCAUUUCUCGUCAGAUGCAUUUUGAAAACAGAAGGGGAAUUUUAAUAUCAGCCUGUCUUGUUCCGCACUUCUUACUCUGCUGAUAGCAGUUUCACUAAAGCCUAGUCAAGACAUUAAAAUUGGGUUUGAUAAACUAUUAUAGCCAGUUAUCUGGGGUUUACUUUGAAAAUCCCCCCAAAGGUCAGUGCAUGUAUGCAGACACUGAUUUCAUAAUGAUUAUUAUCUUUGUGCCUUGGAUUUAUUCUUCUCCUUUUCAGGAUUUCUACACUGUAAGCCCCCCUCUUGUGGUUUUUACACGUUUCUUUUACACAAUUUAGUGUGCAAAGUAUUCAGUGGAUUUAUGAUCGAACGGAGGUUGAAAAUAGUAAGAAAGGGUCACUGUAAAAAAACAAAAUUAAACAGUCUUUUUUCUGGGCAUUCGUAGUGUAAAAUAAUGUAUUACAUCAUGAAAAUCUAAUCUCAUAUGGUUCCUGAAACUUAAGAAUUGUUCAGGAGUAGUCAUUCAAUUUUCUCUCAACAGGUUUAUAGUUUUCUUUGUUAGCAUUCUUAGAUGAGAAAAUUGUUGUUUCAACGCUAAUGCGCCAAAAGGCGCUUUUAUUAGCUUACCGGUAAACAGCUAGCCUGGCCACGGCCAAAAUCUGCUUCCUAAUUCACAUAUAUUCAUAAUUACCGUAUUGUUCUGGUUGAAUGUGUACAAAAUUAAAUUUAUUUUGGCACGCAAACGGAGUCAUUCUUGGCCCGGCGCUGGGACUUCUUUGCUAGCUAUUUACCCUUUGCUUCCAGUUUUUACGCUAAGCUAACUGACAACUGGCUCCAGCAUUGCACUUCUUGUCAAACUCAACGCAUAAUUCCCAAGAUAUUAACCUAUGUUUUAAAGCAUUUUAUGUACCAUAUAUUGGGAGCAUUUUCAUUGAGCAAACGCUGUAUUACAAGUCGGAAAUAGCCCAUGUGCUGCUAGAAAGCUGCGAAUGCUCAGAGAAACCUCGACAUAUUUUGUGUGACGUGUUCCUUUUAAUCGCUAGUCACACAACGUAGACACGUUUAUCAGAGACUAUGGGAUGGUGGUAAAGGACCAGACGGGUAAAGAUGGCUUCUUCCUGCUGUGACGUCAUUGAUUCAAACUUUGAGUGUUUCUGACCCUGCUUUAACCAUCUGAUAUCAUUUAAACACUGAAGGUGUUUCCAUCAGUCAAUAAAAAUACACCCUGUAGCUCCUGGCUUGGUUCAGUUGAUCUGUGAAAUGGAUUCAGUUUCUUUUAGAGGCCUGUGCCAUUUGCAACCCUGAGGGCCUCAUGGACGUACAUUUGCAAACGUAGCUUUAUCAGCUUACGUUGUAUUUAUGAAAGCUGCAGUUUUAACUCCCCCUUUCCCCUUGACCCUCCCAUAAAUGCAUAUGCAUGACACGAAAAAGCUUUCCAUCCGCGCUUUCAUAUCAGUGCAGCAUGUUUGUACAUAGGCUAUGCCUCGCCAUGCUUUUAUGUGCACGCUGUGAAACAAUUAUUGGGCGCAAUAGCGUUAGAACAUGAGGCCCUGAGUGUUAACUUUAUGUUCUGUUCCAAAUUAAAAUAAAGCUUUUUCUCCAUAACCGCCCCCUUUCAUACAAAUGUUAGAUUGGUUGGCCCACUUGUUUGACCCAGUGUAGAUUUCUUCCCUAUAUCUCUUUUUCUCCUCCUUCAAAGGUUGGGCUAGUUCUUAUCUUUAAUUAGAGGUGAGUGUACCUUUCUACUCUUAGCGUGCACAUCUUUAUAAUGAAUUUUAGAGACUUUCAGUAGUUAAGUAUUUUUUAACUCAAAAAAACUCCCCAGAGUUCAUUUCUUUUCAUUAGUGUUUCUCAUUAGGGAUUUCAACUUGAUUUCAGUUCAGCUGUUUUAACCAGACAACAAUCAGCAAUGAUACUCGAGGGAACUUUUACCUUUUAGAAAUGUCAUAAUAAAACCAGUUAUGAAACAUGAUCAUCCUCUGUCUUUUUCCUCAAGUAUUAUUGGUCUUUCUCCCUCACUAACCUGUUAGGACCUUUUGCUUUCACUUGCAGCUCACACUGCAGCCACGUUGGGUGUUUUAUUGCCAGUGAUUGAUCUCUGCAGUGCCCCAGAGUGGCAGCGGUGAUAGUAACAUCUAUAAUGUUAAUUCAGCAUCGAUACAAAGUUGCUUGAAGUGUGGUACAUAUAUGUAUAUACGGAUGUAAUUAUUUGUCUGAGAAAAAAAGAUUUGUACUAUCGUUUCCAAUGUGCACUUAUCCUGAAAUCUUCUCUUGUUUUUGCUGUUUAAUAUCGGUCAAAUGCUAGAACUCUUGAUAAUAACCUCAAUGAUGUGUGGAAAGGAAUUAUCCUCUAUAGCAGGGUUGAGUCACAGAUUACUAUUUAAAUGGCCAUAUGGCUGCAGAACUCGAAGGAAAAAAACAUUAAAUUACUGAAAGAGAAGGUGAGUUAAGUAAAUAUUUAACAGGGAAAAUGCACCCCUAACACUGAAUACCUUAAUAGAAACACUGGAACUUUCACUGACAUAAUGACAUGGUAACCAUAUAUACAGCUGGAGUUUGGCUUCCUCGAUACACCAAUGCAUCAGAUACAAAAUGUGUAUUUCAUAUUUUAAAAGUGUUCCCCUUAUUUACAACAGCAGUUUGGAUAGUUGUAUUAUCCCUGCAGUGAAAAUAAUUCUAUAUAACUGACUAAAGUGUGAAAAGGAGUGUGAAAGCACAUUUUGUGAAAAGAACUACCCUCAAAGAUUCCUUUUUUUCUCCUUUGCCAAGUUGACCAAUUCUUUUGAGGAUAAUCUUGGGUAAAAAAAAUACGUAUGUGGACUUUGAGUCAAUGUAUUUUGUAAAAUUCUGGAGUGAGAACAUAUGUUUAAAGUAACAGAUCUUGAUUUCUAAAAUACUCUGAACAACUAGAGCUAAUGGAUACUGCUAAUUUGCUUUCUUUAUUUCGAGCACAGACAAAAAUGAAAAAAGAUGUGUUAGUUUCAGCAAGAAAGUCUUCUGUAGGACCAUUACUUGUUGUUUU